AUGAUGGCCUCAACGUGUUUGGCAAUCGUUGGGCUGUGCUGCACCGUUGUGGCAGCAGGACGCUUUGCCCAGCAACAUUCCGCAGGAUCAUUGCAGCAUGUUGCCUUGUCCGAGUCCGUUGCGUCAACUGCCAACAACCGGGCGUUCUUCAAGGCGACAAGCACCAAGGACAUGUCGGACGAAGAGGCCUGUCAGAGCCAGGUUGCGAGCUUUGAUCGCCACGUCAAGGAGUUUUGUGAGCAAAUCCGGCCAGCUCUCCGGAACGGGUCCUACGCCUGGUUGACCUAUAUCUCGGACGUGCGCGCCACAGACAUGGCGAAAAGCAUCUCCGAUGCGUUGUGGGCUGGCAAGCCGGAUGCUUCAUCUGGGUUUCUUUUUGCCCGCGCGUCCUUUAGGGAGAAGGGCCUCUUGCUCUGGAGCGGGGCUCCUGUACGAUCAAGACAGUUUUGGUGCGAGGAGCUGGGUUUGUACUUGUUGCACGACGACGUCCUGGGUGAUGAAUUUCGAACACCCUUUGGAUCCCUUCUGGAGAUGGAGGGCGUGAAGGACUCGCAAGGCAGACUUUUUGGGAGUUGUGAGUGGGAGCGAGCGGGCCCACUCUGGCGGUCGGCAUCCGAGGCGGUGGUUCGAAGAAGUUCGCAGGAGCUGGCUGUCCGGGUGCUUUUGAAGAAAGCCUUGGUUGGGAAAGAGUGGACACUGGCGGAGACUGCCUUUUUCCAGUUCGAGCUAGUGGGCCUGGCCAGACAUCCCCCCAAAGGGGGGAUGAAGAUCCUGAAUGCCCAUGAGAGCGUGAAGUGUGUCCACGUUAUGCCCCUACUCCGUGCGAGAAUCGAGGAGGUGGGCUCCGAAAAGGAUUGGAAGUCAGUUCAGAGCUUCUCCUGCGUGGACGUCCCGGAGCUUCCCCAAAAAGGCAAGGCGAGAGAUCUGGAUUCGCAGGCUUUCGAAUUUCCGAAACCUUGGUCCGAUCUUGACCCGCAGUGCAAAGUCACCAACAAGGCCCUGACGCGGCCGCUGUUUCAGGACUGCCUCUCACAAGGCCACGUCGACUGGAACGACCUCUUGCGGCUAAGUCACCAAGAGAACAUCGUGGGCACCUCCGGUAUUCUGCAAGAGCAUGGGCCCCAGGUGGCUGUGGUACUCCCCGAUUUUGUCCGCAUGUUCCCGAGUCGGAUGCUGGACGACCUGAUCAACCUGCGGCGCUCAGGAGGGAGCCCCCCCGGACUGGCCGCAAAGGCGGCUACGGCGCUCCAUUCAUUGAGCAAAUGGGAAAUAGAGCCUGAUCUUGCCACUCUCCAACUAUUUCUCUCUGUACCUGAUGACCACGUUCGCUGGAAAGCUGUGCGGCAUUUGGGGCUCUUUUUCAGACAAGCCAUCCACGACCCUGCGUCGGUGCUCACCUGUCUCUGGAUGGCCAUGAGCGACCCUAACCUUGACGUGCGUACGAUAGUGGCAAGCAUUUUGGCCUCGAGUCCCGACACGAGGCUAGUAGGGCCGGUACUCGAGACUGUGAAGAAAGUUCUGAGCGGAAACGCUGGAUCCGUCUGGUAUGGCUCUGCCGCACAGACGAAACUGGUCCUGGAAAGCGGCAUCGCAGAUGAGCGUGCUGUUAAUACAGCUGUGACUGCGUUGGAAUAUCUCGGAGAUCAACACUUUGGUGCAGUCCUGCCUGUUCUUGAACAAGCGGCCGCAAGUGGCAAGUUGCAGACUCGCCUCAGAAUCGUGAAGGCCGCGGCUACCCUGUGCAAGAAAGACAUCACCAGAAAGGGAGAUCUUCGGCCGCUCCUACAGAAAGCUGCUGAAGAUGUUGCUCCGGCUGUGAAACUUGACGCUCGCUCCGCACUGAUCUUCUCCUGCGCAGAUUCCAAAUCUCUGAGCCAGAGCAAUUGA
Messenger RNA from Symbiodinium sp. CCMP2592, 1887 nucleotides. Lineage: Eukaryota; Dinophyceae; Suessiales; Symbiodiniaceae. The record is from the annotation of a GenBank genome assembly.